AUGGAUCCAUUUAAUGAGGUUGAGACAGAUUGCUGGUCCCAAAUUAACUCUUUGGAGACGUUUAUUCAUCUGACAAGACAAAUAAAUGAGAAUGCUAAGUUGGACUACCAGAACAAUUAUCAAGAAUUGGCUGAAACAGUGGAGGAUUUAAAGCAAGCAGUCAUCAUCUCAGAAUCCAAUCCUUCUCACUUCAACUUAAGUCCAUCAGAAAUCGUCAAUAGGAAGCAAAUAUUGUCUCAGUUACAGAAAAAGAUGGAAACGUUAGACAAUGAGUGGAUUGAAAGAAUAAAUAACCCCCACCGUCCGAGAGAAGUGACCACCAUGAGCAAUAGAAUUAGCGACGACGAUGGCGAAAACCCCUUUAGCGAUAGCCAAAGAAUUAACCGCGAGUUUACUCAGUUCCAAGAACAAGAAUACAUCCAGUCACAAGAUCUCCAACUUGAUCUGAUUCAUAAAACAAUGCAGAGCCUUAACCAACAAGCCACGUUAAUGGGUGGAGAGUUGGAAGAUCAAGGGUUCAUGCUUGAAGACUUGGACAAUGAGAUGGACACAGUGGGAAACAAACUACAGAGAGGUUUGAAGAGAGUGAACUUUGUCAUCGAAAAGAAUAGAGAGACGGCAAGCAACUGGUGUAUCGGAAUACUUGUUGUUGUCUUGUGCAUUUUACUAGUUUUGUUGAUUGUUGCCUGA
Clavispora lusitaniae ATCC 42720 is the source of this 690-nucleotide messenger RNA. RefSeq lists its product as uncharacterized. Gene Ontology annotation, molecular function: SNAP receptor activity; SNARE binding. The record is from RefSeq and is a predicted model, not a curated record. NCBI's taxonomy places the organism in Eukaryota, Fungi, Ascomycota, Pichiomycetes, Serinales, Metschnikowiaceae. Gene Ontology annotation, biological process: vesicle fusion; Golgi vesicle transport; intracellular protein transport. Gene Ontology annotation, cellular component: membrane; SNARE complex; endomembrane system.